GUAUCCACACGUUCCCAAUAUUAUUUGAAAUUCUCAAAUAUUGAUUUUUUUUUAAUUUUCGAAUAGAUAAUCUAUAGUUUUAUAUGUAAAGCUUAAUUCACCUAAUAAAUUCGAAUUAACUCAAGCUUUUUGAGAAUGAGUAUAGUAAGCAAAUCAGAUUCAAUACCAGAUUUCACUGAAGAAAUAUCUCGAGGAAGUUCUGUUUCAACUGGAUUUGUUAAUGAAUACGAAGAGAUACUAAAAUAUGCAAUAGUCACUCCAAAGAUGCAAGGGACCCAAAAUUUUUAUAUAAAUAAACCUGAUCUUGAAAUUAAGGAACCAUCCAUUUCAACAUCUAAAAAUGACAACAUUAACAGCAAAAGUCAGCAUGAAAUGAUUCAAAGUUCAGAUGUUAAACCAAAAAAUACUUUAUCAAAAAAAAGUUUAGAUGCAAAAGAUAAAAGUGACAACUUAGAAAGGUGUAGUGGUCUUCGAUCAAGUGCUUUAGAUUCUUUGUUAGAAUAUUCUACUACACCUGUUAACAACAGUUCUACAAACAAAUUGAAAGUGGAGUCGAAAUUAAAUACAGGUCUAGUUGCAGUGUCUCCUGAAAUUGAAGCCAUGGUAUCAGCUCAAAAUGGUGAAAGUGACCUUGUACGCAUGGAUAGGAACAUGGAUACUUGGUGUUUGCAGCUUAAAAGAAAUGUUUUGGGAGAACUUGCUGACAUGAAGUUGAUGCAUAUCCAACAGCAAGAGCAAAUGGAACAAGACUUAAAGAACAAAUUCUCUAUUGAAAUAAUGCGUCAUGACCAUGAGUUGGACAGCAUGAGAGAACUAUUGUUUACGUUUGAGCAAAACUCAAAACAAAAAGAUGAAGUUAUUGCAAAUCUUUCUGAGGCUCUCAACAAACAGAAGGAACGGUGUGACAAGAUCAGGUUAUUUAGCAUGUGGAGAUUAAAAUACAAUGAUGAAAAGCGCUUAGCAUUUUGCUCGAAAAUUGCUGACAAAUAUUACAAAAAAGUGUUAUUAUCAACUGUAUGGAGUGCUUGGAGAGGAAUAAUAUCACAAAAGUGGAAACAGCGUGUAGAGAAAGCUUGUCAGAUUAAGUCGCAAGAAGUAUGUUUAAAGCUGUCAGAAGAUUACGAACAAAAACUUCAAUCCCUUCAUCAAGAAUUAAUCAAAGCUCGUGAUGAAAUUUCGAAAAUGCACUCUGAAAGAGAAUGUUAUGAAGAAGCAAUGAAAAAGGCAUUUAUGAGAGGUGUCUGCGCAUUAAAUAUGGAAGCAAUGAGUAUAUUUAAAGGAGAGCCCGACUCAAAUGACAUGUAUAGACGAAGCCAUGUUCCUUGUUCAUCAAAUCCAAUAUCAUCUUGUAAAUCCGAAAAUGAAAAAAUAGAAAAGAUUGUGAAUUUUACUCAAGUUAACGAAAACUUAAAAAAAAAUGAAAAUACUCCAUCCAUAAUUUCAACAACAUCUAUAUCAAAACCCUUCAAUGUAAAGCUUACCGCAACAAAAAGUUGUUCGAAAGCAUCUAAACCAGUUACUGGUCGGAAUCCAAUAACAUCUGUUAAAAUAGAAAGACACGUACCUAUUAUUGAUUCGUAUCCAUACAACACAAAGUCUAAUGUUGAAACUUUAAGCAAAAGAAAACAUUGUUCAAUAUCUUGUGCCAAAGUUGCAAAUUAAGAAUUUAAAUCUCUUUCGUUUUAAUGUAUUUAUUUUAUAUAUUAAUUAUAGCCAUGUUUAAAUAUAAAUAAAUUUUUUAAAA
Messenger RNA from Hydra vulgaris (swiftwater hydra), 1744 nucleotides. Its product is annotated as centrosomal protein POC5. Gene Ontology annotation, cellular component: centrosome. Lineage: Eukaryota; Metazoa; Cnidaria; Hydrozoa; Anthoathecata; Hydridae. The record is from RefSeq and is a predicted model, not a curated record.